This is a messenger RNA of Zasmidium cellare ATCC 36951, 1125 nucleotides long. RefSeq lists its product as uncharacterized. The transcript is spliced from 4 exons. NCBI's taxonomy places the organism in Eukaryota, Fungi, Ascomycota, Dothideomycetes, Mycosphaerellales, Mycosphaerellaceae. The record is from RefSeq and is a predicted model, not a curated record. Bases 1 to 1125 code for a protein of 374 amino acids.
AUGUUGCUUCGUUAUGCUACGACUGCGCUGUUCAUGGGAAGCUUCCUUGGAGCGUUAUCUACCCCUGUGCCAGACGACGGCGACCCCCUAAAUAUCGAUGCGUGCGGCCUCGCGGGAAUUGACGUGGAUCCAGAUCCACAGGUCACUCUGGAUAACCCCUUCACGCUAGCUGUACAGGCAAACGACUGGACAGGGCCUAUCAAACCUCUACGACCUCCAACUACCGACCCGUCGUCACCUCCUCUGCUUUAUGGGGACUCCAAGGCUAGCCUAAUGCUAGUCAACGGGUCCCUAAUAUCAAUGCCGGUUGAAUCGAACAACCAGAAAUAUUUCGCCAGUUUUCUAGCUUCAUAUGGCAUCGCUUUGCUUUGGUUCCAAUCGACUUACGACAAUGUCCAGAAGCAGAAGGCUGCGCCAUUCGAGGCAAAACCUGAUAUAGCGAAACAAUAUGGUCUUUCGGUGUACGACAAACCGUUGAAAACGUCCGGGAAUCUGGUUGUGAGGCAGCUCAAGAAAGAUGGAACAUCGAAUGGGAGAAAACGCGAUUUGAUCGUUUUAUCACACUACUGCUGGAUCGCUGCGACGCAAAGUCUCGAUUUCGAGAGGCAGUUCAUCAAGCACGAGGUCGAUCCAAAAUCGAGCUCGCAAAUGCUGACUUCUGCAAUAAUGGUCGAUCCGGCUCCGUUGGGAGCAGCACUCUUAAUAGCUGCAGGUCAUAUUGCGUCAAUUCGCGCCAGACCCAUGACCAAGAAAGUAGCCAAGGGCAUCUAUGCAAUCCGUGGCCACGUUCUGCGCACUAUCAACAAGACGAUGCAGAACCACGAGCGUGCUGUGUCCGAUCUCAUAUUAGUCGCUAUCCUCAUUCUUGCUGGCCACCAGGCGCUACAAGCUUCUAUCGAGAGCUAUCACGGCCACAUGCGAGGUUUGGUACAAAUGAUUAAUAUCCGCGGAGGACUUGCGAAGCUCAACGAAACGUCGCCGUAUCUCAGAGAGCUCAUCAUGUGGCAUGAUGUCAAUGUCUCGACUAUUGUCGGCUGCUUGCCGUACCGCCGGCUUAUGAUAGACAGGGCGAACGAUCAAGUUGUGGAGGCCAAUUCUCGGAUGUGGUUGCUGAAGGAUGUCUAA